Molecule: messenger RNA, 5337 nt
Organism: Aricia agestis (brown argus)
Lineage: Eukaryota; Metazoa; Arthropoda; Insecta; Lepidoptera; Lycaenidae
Gene: Golgin245
Product: putative leucine-rich repeat-containing protein DDB_G0290503
Exons: 8
Coding region: 231-4346 (1371 amino acids)
Biological process (GO): Golgi vesicle transport
Cellular component (GO): Golgi apparatus
Molecular function (GO): small GTPase binding
Source: RefSeq, a predicted model, not a curated record
AUUGGAAACAAAUUACAAAAUCAUACUAAAUAUUUUCUAUUAUAAUUAAAAGUACAUCAAGAACCGUAUGCGAGUAUGUAAAGAUUGUUAUAUUAUGAAAAUCAAAACAUUUAAUGUGUUUUUAUGAACCGUUUUACUUGAAAAUGUUAUUGAACAUCUUUGGUAGCCCUUUGAAAUAAUCAAUUUAUUUUUGUGCUACUUACGAGUUACGACUGGUAUUAGCCAAAACGAUGUUUAAAAAACUAAAAGAUAAGUUGGCUGAGGAAGUAAAGUCAUCCCCUCAGAGGUUACAUCAGUUUGCCCAAGCAGCUCAGGCCGCUGUGACAUCUGCUUCUAGCAGUAUAUCGGACAUUACAAACAAUGAUCUCUUUUCUAUUGGAGACAAUGAUUCUGCAAAUAAGAGCCCUAUAUCAACACCAAACACAAAACUCAAUCCAGGAACCUCUUUUGGAAAACCAGAAAGCAUUAAUGUUAGUUUGGAGGCACCUGACUUCAGCAAUGAUAAUCAAAGACUUAGAAGACUUUCGAACAGUUCAUUUUCCAGUGACAUUUCAUUCCGAUUGCCAAGCUAUGAAAGUCCAUCUAUGUACCACCUGCAAUCUGACAUGGAAGUAUCAGCUAGUGAAGCAGAAGAAAAAUCGCCUUUUGGUGGCAAUGUAAAUCUUGAUCGAGUUACUAAAGAGCAAUUAUAUGCAGCAUACAGACGCACACAAGACAGAUGUAAAAAAUAUAAAACCCAAUAUUCUGACUUGGCAAGACACUAUAAAUUGUUAGAGAGAGAAAAUGCGAAAGCAAAGAAUGUCUUAGUUGAAACUCAGGAUAAAGCUUUAAGAAGAAUAUCUGAAUUGAGAGAACAAUGUUCUUUGGAGCAAAGUGCUAAAGCGCACCUUGAACAAGUACUACGCACUGAAAUUGAGGAAAAAAACAUGAAAAUAGAGUCACUUAACGCAAAUUUAAAUAUUUUGAAAUCAAACAGCGUUUAUCAAAAUGCAGAAAAUAAAGCAGAAUUGUCAUGUGAACAGCAAUUAAAUAGUGAAACAGAAGGUCCCUUAAUAAACUUUGAUAAAGAAAAUUCUGAUUCAUUGCCAAAUGAUGUAACAGUUUUAAAUAGCAAAAUUGAAAAAAUGGAGCAAUUGCUUAAUAAGUACAAAGAAUCAUUAAAAAUAGCAAAAGAAAAAAAUUCACAAUUAACAAUAGAAAUGAACAAAAUCACAACAGAUCUUGAAAACAAGUCUAAAGAAAAUGAGACUCUACAAGCGGAAAUAAAUUUGUUAAGUGAAGCCAAGAAAAACAUUGAGGAAUUAAAUGAAACCAUAGAACAACUUCGCAAUAAAAAUAAUACUCUAGAGUUUCAAAAAAAUAAAGAAUUAUCAAUUGUCGAAAUUAAUCUUAAAAAUGCACAGGAAGAAAUAUUAAAGUAUAAAAGUAAAAUUGACGUAUUGAGCAAAAGAGAAGAGGAAUAUGCCAUAUCUUUGGCGGAAAAUAAGUUAAGCAUCCAUAAGGAACUUGAAAGUAAAGAAACAGAAAUAAAAGCUCUUAAAAUAAGUUUAUCAAGUACUCAAAGUGAAAUUAAAAAUUUAGAAAAGAAAGUGAACGAAUGCAAGAUAGUUAUUGAAGAAAAAGAAAAAGAACACUCGCAAUUGAAAACAAGCCUGAAUGAACUCGAAUUGUGUAAGGCCAAUAUUUCAGAAUAUGAAACCCAACUGGAAGCACUUUCUGAAAAAAACAAAUUACUCGAAAACUCCAAUUCUAAGCUAGAAGAGGAAUACAAAUGUUUACAUUUGCAAUUAAAACAAGAAACUGCUGAGAAGUUGGCUAUGAUUGACAGAAACACUUACCUUGAAAAUAGAAAUGAACAGUUAUUGGAAGAUAACAGUAAAAAGAAUAAUAAAGUAAAAGAUUUAGAAAACGAGUUAAACAUUAUAAAAGACAGCAAAAGUAACUCGUGUGAGUCUACUGAAAAUUCUGAAGAAAUUACAAAAUUGAAUGAAGAAUUACUGUUGUGGAAAAAUAAGUGCACUAAUUUAGAAUCUGAGUUCCAAGAUGAAAAAGUAGAGUUAGGAAAAUUGCAGGCCGAAAUAGAAAAACUAUUGCAAAAUUAUGAACAUGUACAAAAAGAAAACCUGGUCAUGAGCGAGAGUCUGGAACAAGUAAAGAGACAAAAUUGCUUCUUAAAAAAUCAAAUAACAGACACAGAAAGUCUUAAAUGCAACCUUAACGAACUUAAACCAAAAUUCAAAGAUUUGCGUUAUGUCCUUAAAAGUACGGCUGGAGAAGUAAAAGCUUUAAAAUCAUUGUCUACUAAAGAAAUAGAUACAUUUAACAAACAAUUGAAUACAUUGAUGCAAAAUUUUAACCAAAAAUCUAGUGCGCUUGAAGUUGAAGAAAUGAAAUCAAAACUAGCAUCUUUGGAAAAAGAACUUCAAGAUAAAUCGCAACAAUAUUUGCAAAUAACCGAAGAACUGGACAAUGCUAAAAAAAUGCAUGAAAAUUUAUUAGUUGCAAUGAAGGAACAAAAUAUUAUCCACCGAAAACAUUGCGAAGAAAUUAGUGCAUUAAAAGCAGAAAAAUGUGAAAUUGAAACUGAAUUACAGGAAUUUAAAAAACAGUCAGAAAUAUUGGAAAAAAGUGUAUGCAUAGCGAGUACAGAAAAACAAACUGUUUUAGAGCAGAUAAAUAAAUUACAGGAAAAAUAUUCUACGUUAUUAAAUCACUUUAAAAUUUUAGAAGAUGAAAAGAAGCAAUUAAAGAAAGAUGUGCUACAGUUUGAAGAGCUAAAAUCAAAACAAGCAUUUUUGGAAAAAGAACUUCAAAAUAAAUCUGAGCAAUAUUUACAAACUGUAGGAGAAUUAGAAAAUGCUAAAAAAGUGCAUAAAAAGGUGUUAGUUGCAAUGAAGGAACAUAGUAGUAACGACAAAAAACAUGACGAUACGAUUAAGGCUAUGACAGCAGAAAAAUGCAAGAUUGAAUCUGAAUUAAUAGAAUCCAAAAAACAAUUAGAAAUACUGGAGAACAAUGUAAGCAAAUCUAAUACAGAGAAACAAGUUGUUUUAGAGGAGAUGGAUAAAAUUAAAGAUAAAUAUUCCAAGCUGUCCAAUAAUGUUAAUGUUUUAGAGGAUGAAAAGAGGAAAUUGACAGAAGUGCAUGAGAAAAAUAUUGUUUUACUUAAAGAAAGUCAAGAUCGUCUAGUAGCUUUAAACAAAGAUUACGAAGAAUUGAUGAAAAUAAAGCAAGAGAAUGAUAAACAAGCUGUCUAUGUAGAAAGCUUAGAAAAAGAAAUUAAAAAAUUAACAAAAGAAAAUUUAUCACUCAAAGAGUCUUCUGAAAAAAUUUCGAAAAAUCUGGAUGAGAUAGAAACCGAGAUGAAGGAACUAAAAAUAUCACACAUAAAUAUAGUCAAGGAAAAAGACCAUCUUAACAACAUAAUUGAAAAAUUAGAAGAAAAUAAUAAUAAGUCCUAUGAACAUAAGGAAAGUCAGUCGGAUUUAGAGUCUGAGUUGAACAAAAAUAUUAAAAACGUUGAGUCUCUUAAACAGGAAAUAAAAUUGUUACUGCAAAUGAAUAAAGAGUUGACUGAAAAAUUGACAGUUAGGGAUACCGAAAACACAAUUAAUGAAAACAAUGAUUUAUUAACGGAGUGCGAGUUUCUUAGAAAGGAAAACAAACGAUUACUCUCUGAUAUUGAAGGACUACAAACAUACAUGUCAAAAGUUUCUAAAGAAAAUGAUGAACUGAACAAUAAAAUUAGGGAGCUUAUAUCGAGUGGCGAAAGUACCACAGAGCAGAUAGGUGUUUUAAAAGAUGAUACGCAUUCGAAUAAAGAGAAAAUAGAAGAAUUAUUAAGAGAAAACAGUCUAUUGAUAGAAGAAAAUUUAGAACUUAAAGACCAAAUACAAUCACAGACAUUGAAGGAACAUGAUGUUUUGGAUGAUAAUAUUGAAAAAAAUAGACUCAAAAACAAAGACGAGUAUGAACAAUUGGUAAAAAGUAAAGCAGAGCUAGAAAACAGGUUAAGAGAUUUAGAAGAAAUGAACUACAGAGUAAACAGUGACAUGCUCACAAUGCAAGACAAUAAUAAAAAGUUAAAGCUUUCAAACGAAAAGUUGGAGAGGAAGCUAGACGAAGCGCUCGUCAGCUUACGUCAUUUACACUCUCUACAGGAGAACACAGAGCUAGAGUAUUUGAAAAAUAUACUCUAUGAGUACCUUACUGGUUCUGGAACACAUUCCUACACUUUGGCAAAGGUAUUGGCGGCAGUUGUUAAAUUUGACGACAAGCAAACGGACACAGUGCUUCAAAAGGAGAAAGAGAGACAAGGAGUUUUGCGCCAGUUAGGUAUUAUUUGAUCGUUGACACCAAGCAAUUCGGAAUAGGGGAAAUAUUAGUAAGAAGAUAAUAUUUUGUAUUUUAUUACAUUAUAUUGUGUGUAAAUAAUUAUUUGAAUGUAUAAAGUUUUAUUUAAUUCAAUUAUUACAUAUACAUAUUUAGUUCUUACACAUUACUAGAGUCCACUCUCAAACUGUAAUAUAGAUCUAGUUUUAAUUAUACUUCGCACAUGAGCUUCGGGGAACCGGAAAUUUGAUUCCUGAAACUCGCGCGGAUUAUAGUGUUUUUUUUUUCUUUUUUGAAUUUUUUAUACAACACGUCUUUGCAAAAAAAAUAUUCUUGAGAAGACAAAGCGUUAUGCGACUGUAAAGUAUGAGCUGAUUGAGCAAGUCUUAUUUAUCCGUCAUGUUUUAAGUAGAAAAAGAAAAUUAAAGAGAAUGUAAUGUGGUUGGGAAAUAGAUUUUAGACUCAACAGUUUCCCAAGAUUGAGUUUUAUAGCUUUUGCGUAUAUACAUUAUACUAUACUGUACACAAUAUGCUACGCUUAGUACGCUAAACGGCAAUUUUGUGUAGGAAUUUUAAGUACCCGUCUUUUCCGCUAGAGGUGCUGUUGUCAAAGACUUCUAUUUACUUAAUAAAUAGAAGUAUUUUGCUGUUGUGUAUUUAAUUCAGGCAAUCAGGCACAAUGUGUUUCCACAGAAUAUUAGUUGAAUUCUAUGUAUGAACGAAAUUGACUAGCAAUCAUUAUAUUAUUAAUUUAAUUAUUGCUAGUCAAUUUCAUUCGUACGAAAAACGUAAUGCUCUAAGGCCUAAGCAAUUGCUUAAUUUGAUCACUGGCCGCGAGCUGAGCCACGAGACGAUCUCGUAUGAAUAUACGAGAUUUAUACUCACAAGUCACAAUACAUACAUACAGUACAUUUCGGUGAGAUGUGACAUUUUAAUCUUUUUUCCCACAGAUGCCUACAUUUAUGCCGCGGCCGCACAUGCGUCUAUCGUACGAAGCUUCGUGCU